CUGACAGCAGAUGAGAAACGCGCACUUGAGGCGCUUCGAGAACAGGACGACUUCGAUUUCGAGACUCACGAUGACCCCGGUAUGAACGUCCUCGAUGGAUCUGAGCCAGUGGACAUCAGUCAUGCGGGAGGAGAGUUCCACGAGCUUACCAGAGAGCUACUAGGGGAUUUCUACAACAUGACACGGCGGCGCACCGAGGCAUUCGAUAGACAGAUGCCAGCCUUGACAAAGGCCUACCUCGAUUGGCAUCUCUCAAUUAGCAAUGCUGCCAGCGGCGACUGCGGGUUUUUUGCGCACCAUAAGAACACUUCUCAGGCCCGGGAGAACACAGCGGAGGGUUCCAUCCAGAUCAAGGUGGUGGAUGUAUUUUGU
Messenger RNA from Suillus plorans, 372 nucleotides. RefSeq lists its product as uncharacterized. The record is from RefSeq and is a predicted model, not a curated record. The transcript is spliced from 2 exons. Lineage: Eukaryota; Fungi; Basidiomycota; Agaricomycetes; Boletales; Suillaceae. The annotation marks the transcript as partial.